Molecule: messenger RNA, 2707 nt
Organism: Physcomitrium patens
Lineage: Eukaryota; Viridiplantae; Streptophyta; Bryopsida; Funariales; Funariaceae
Biological process (GO): regulation of DNA-templated transcription
Molecular function (GO): DNA-binding transcription factor activity; DNA binding
Source: RefSeq, a predicted model, not a curated record
GGAGGCGCAGUACAGAACAUAAUGAGUAUCCAUGAUAGCCAGGUUGCCUCUGUAAAUUGAAUUCUCUCCGUCUCUCCCCUCGCUCCACUCCCCCACAAGUUCAAUUGCCCCUCUUCCUGUAAGUCCACUCAGUGUUGACGGCCGUGUCUCCUCCUGCCGAAGAAACGUUUGUUUCGAGCCUGCUAGAUUGUCAUUUAUCUCGCUAAGUUCCGGUGGUAGAGCUGUUGCCCCUGCCAAGAACAACGAGGAAGAGGAGCUUAGAAUGAAUUAAUGGGUACACAUUGUAGUAUGUUUCAAUUGCGCUGGGUUUGACGACUAUAUGUGUGCUUCUUUCUGCCGAGUUUUGCAGUAACUGUGAAGAAGCUCUAAAGCGACGUAGGGACAGCUUGGUUAGAGGUAGUAGAGACUGUGCACGCACUUGGUCGCAUUUAGUUUUUCGAAAGUUUGGAAUCAUUUUCAGGAUUCAGAAGAGCUGUAGUCAAGAUGCCGGGUUACAGUGAGAUUUUUAGUAGUGGCGUGAAACCUGAUUCUCCGCCCAAGAGGAAGACCUUCACCGUCGCGCCUCGAAAGGCCCUGAAGCGAGAUUACUCUUCAUCUUCCGAUGACGAGGGUGUUGUACUCAGGUUUCAGAGGGUUCCAAAGAGAGUGAGAGUGAUAUGCACGGACCCCGACGCGACAGAUUCGUCCGGUGAUGAGGAGGAUAGUUUCCAGCUAGCGCGCAAUCCUCACAAAAGAUUUGUCCAGGAGAUUCAGAUGGAGAGCCAAUCCAUCACGGAGGACGAGUUUUCCUCUGACAAUGAAUUCAACGAGACUGAAACGCAGUCUUCUCACAGCGCGUUCACUGCCGAGACUAUGCUUUGUCCAGUGAGCUAUGCAAGUCCGGGUGAUAGAGAGUCCAUGUUGGAAUCCUCCAAUUUUUAUGACAAGUCUUGGCAGUCGAGGUUGAAAGCUCCCAAGGUAUCAGAGAAGAAGGUGCCCAGGGUUACUGCAACCUUGGCUGCAGCGAAGACAAAGAACAGCAGCGCUGCUCCUUCAGUUAGUGUUGGUAAAAGCAUUGCAGUGUUCAAUGCCAAACCUCUCGCUUCGACUAAGCCAGCAGCGAUAGCUGACUCAGUUCCGGCCAAGAGCGACGGCAAGCCUCAGAAGUACAGGGGCGUAAGACAAAGGCCGUGGGGGAAGUGGGCCGCCGAGAUCCGGGAUCCUUCUAAAGGAGUUCGGCUAUGGUUGGGAACGUACGACACCGCGGAGCAAGCAGCAGAGGCAUACGAUAAAGCUGCGCGGGAGAUUCGCGGACCCACUGCGCAUACGAAUUUCAGUGCGGGGAGGAAGGUUGAAGUAGCGACGACGACGAAAUCCGCGUGUGAGGUGUUGUCGAAGAAGAGCACGAAGAAAGUUGAGGCAUUGGCGAAGGGGUCUCGAAGUUGUAAGAAGGAGGGGGUGACGUGUGAGAGGAAGGAGGUGGAAGUUGGGAGAGGUGGGUGUAGUUCGGAGCCAUUGUGCGCUGUGGAAGUUGAGAGGAUUAUGGACGCGGACAGUACAGAGAGUUGUAUGCAGCGCUGCGAGGUCGAGGGUUUGCACAUGUUGGAUAUGUGCGGCAGCAUUGGAGAGGAAUUAAUGGGAGAUGACCUUCUGUUCGACAACUUAAGCGACGACUUCGAGAAUUCUGGUGAUGACUUAGAUAGUUUGAGUGAGAAGUGUGGGUACUUCAUGGGUUCACCCUCGUCAUUUAGUGUAGAUGGGUCCGAGGGAUCACCUUGCUCUAACCUCACGGCUUGUGAGCCAUUCUCCACAGAAGCAGGUGUCGACAACUCCUUUGGAAGUAGCUCUGAAAAUUCCUCUGACUCGGAGAGCUUGAAUGAGAGCAACUGCCUUGUUGAAGUCCAAAGUGCUUGCGACUUAGGAGAAGUGUUUUUAUCGGACAACUUCUUGUUCGAUUUUCCAGGUGUUGAUGGCGAUUGUGGUGCUUCAGCUGAUUUACUAGACAUUUCGACUGGGUUCAGUUUUCUGGAAGGUGACUUGGGCAAUCUGGCAUUCGAUUGCGACGAGAACGAGAGCAUGAACUGGUUGAACAUCAGCGACGUUCUGGUUGUUUAAAUAACGAGCCCUCUCGAGGAGUUUCAGGAUUUUUUUUCCUGCUCUGUCCCAUUUUUAUUUAUUUUUCCAACUGCCGGCGUGGAACGAUCCAUUAGCACGGUAAUAUGUUCACCGUUUGUCCUUAAAGGCAGGGAUGCGAGGUAUCUCGUUACGGGAGCUCUUUUAAAGGUUGGAACAAUUGGUUUUAAUAUUGUUCUUAGCCGACUAGAGCUCCACCUAAUUUUGUAGGUGUCUUGCUUCGUUGGCGGUGAGGUAGAACGCUCAUCGACCGACCUGCAGGAGUGGGUAGUUUAUAGGAGUACAGUAGUAAUAUGACCCCAUGAGAUCAUGAUUUGAGCAUACAUUGAACGGGAAUCGGAGGUUGAUCACCUCAUUUUUGGUGAGCUGGGGAACAUCAAUUUUGUAGUAGCUUAUCAAGUGAGCCAAGUAUUCACCGAGAAGCCUAUUCACUGGCGGCUUCUAGUACUGAGCACUGGCGAAGGUUAAGACCUUCCAAUGCUCAUUACUUUAGAUUGUUAUACACCGGGAGUAAGAAUGUCUCUCUCCCCUUGCAUUGUACACUACUUACGGAAUUGAUCGUGUAGGUUGCAUUAUCAAACUCUUUUUGUGCUCA